UCAGUAUUCACUAGUGGCUCGACCGUGAAACACGUUUCCUGCUGUGUCUUGUAUAGUUCGAAAUCCCGCGCGUUCAACGCCUACCGCAAUUUCGUGAUUGACCUUUUUCACACAUUGACAUUCACGAGGGGGCUGGCCUUAAACGUUUUGAUUCAUGGGACAGUUAAGCUGAAUAGCGGAUGGACCUGCUGUGCUACAUUCCAAAACUAUAGUUUAUACGUUGAUGUUCGUUUUCGUUGGGUCAACCAUUUUUCGUGAGUGAUGAAUUUUCUAGAGAAAUGAUUUGCAAAUGGACGGCUCGUACCGGCCAAACAAUGCGGAUCUGUUGCUUGUGUUGCUGGAUUUUCUUGCUAGUGAGCAGCACAAUCAUCGUUGCUAAUGCCAAACCGACCAGCACCCAAUUAAAUCACCAUCAUCGAACGACCAAUAACAAAGUCAUCAAAGCUGAUGGCAGCGAUGGGAGGUCUUCAUUUCCCAGACGACUCCAUCAUCAUUACCGGGCGAUGGAAGAGGACAACUUGCCAGCUGCUGGACGAGCUGAAAAUGCGGAAGGGAAUAAGAAGGGCGAUAUUGCGGAAGACGAUUACCCUUCGGAUUUCCGUUGGCCCGAGUCCUAUUUCGAUUUGGAAGCCUCGUCUGACGUGGCCGUCGUUGUCGGACAAACGGCAUUCCUCGUAUGUCGAGUAGCUGUCGCUGGAAAUUGGACGGUUUCGUGGGUUGGCCCAGAUCAUCCACAUGACAACCGUAAUGUCAAUCUCCUGACGGUCGGCACGGACACGUACACUCCCGAUCGACGAUUCCGUGGACUGCACGUGUCCAGUUCACCCGAAUGGACAUUGCAAAUCAAAGCAACGACGUUGGAUGAUGCGGGAAAUUACGAAUGUCAAUUAAGCAGCACUCCUUUACGUACGCACGUCAUUCGGCUUCACAUCAUCGAGCCACAUAUCCAGAUUUUAAAUGGACCCGAAGUCUACGUUCACGAAGGAUCAAUGUUGAACUUGACGUGCGUUAUCUCGCCGGCAGUUGACGCUUCCCUGCUCUUAUGGAGUCGUAACGGCCAAAUAUUGAAUUGGUUGUACCAAUCAAACGAAGCCGGAGGCAGCGGACAAUUGGACGCCCGGAUCCACGUCUACGAUGGGCGUCUGUGGGUGGAUCGCGGCGGUGGCGAUGCGGAAGGAGCUGUUGAAAACGAAGCGGCUGUCGUUAGCGAUCAACGCCAAACGGAUGUUGAGAGCAGACACGAGAGACAAAAGGGAAAGUUUGUCGACGGCUACAAUGUCUCAAUUGCUCGUAGACAAGGCGCAAAUGUUUCAUUCCGGUCGUUACGUUUGCUCAGCGCUCGGAGCCUCCGGCACCUGGACGUUGGUGCACAUUCUAGCCGAUGAGCAACCAGCAGCCAUGCAGCGAGGGAAUCCAGCUUCGUCUUUCAAUCAUCCUCUUCUAGCUGGCUGGAUCGCCUGGAGUGUAUGCGUGAUUCAUCGAUACCUGGCUCCUCCGGCAGCGCUGUUGGCGUGAUGAUUGAGAGGCGCGUACCAUUUUUUUCAGAUUUGUUUUUGUUUGUUUUGUUUUUUUGAAAAAAAAAUCCUUCGGGAAUCAAAACGUUUGUGCGUGCGUGUGAGAUAUUAGGCAACGCGUGUGUAUCUAUACUGUGUUUCCUUCGCACUAUUUAAAUAUCAUGUUAUAGGUUACAUAAUAUACCUAAAAACGAUGCGGCAUUUUCAUUUAAUAAGGUGAUUCGCAUCAGCUCCCUUUGAUUUUGCGUGUAUACAUCACUUUGAUUGGCAGCAAUGAUUCGGCCAGUUCUUUAUGUGCAUCGUGUUCGCUGGUCUAUAUAGAUCUAUUAGGUUCACUGUACUAUAUACAUUAAUAGUUAAAUAAAAAAUAUACCUUAACGUUAUUAUUGUUGUGCGCGUUGUGAAUGGAAAGGCAGCCACACCUAAACGUCACGGAAAUGGGGGGGAAGAGAGAGAAGAAUCUUUUCCAUUUUGAGCCAUCAUUAGUCAACCGCAAAGAACUUGUGUAUCCUAUAAUCCCUUUUAAUUGUUUUCGCCGUUGAUCGAUAACUUGUGUUAACCUUUUUUCUAUAUUUUGCUUUGAAGACACAUCGUUUAUCUUUCACGUCAUGGCGAGCUGAAAACACAGCGGCUUGUAUAACGCUUUCUUUUGAUUGUGUGUGUGUAUAUGGUUUAAUUAGUUCAGUGUCACAACGUUUCCAUAUCAACCUUAUAAACACAAUCAUAUUCCCUUCUGUGACUGAUGUGCGCCUGUGCGUGAACGUGUGUGUGUGUGCUGGGCGUGUGUCGUAUUACCUAUAAAUAUGCCGAACAUAGGCAGCCGUCUGUGUCAUAUAUGGCCGUUCAAUAAUCACAUGUCAAAUUUAACUCGAAAUGGAAUCUGAGUUGAACGGAUCAACCCAACAAAUAAAGCCAAUAAUAAACGAGUGAAAAAUAA
Messenger RNA from Daphnia magna, 2451 nucleotides. RefSeq lists its product as uncharacterized. Gene Ontology annotation, cellular component: neuron projection membrane. NCBI's taxonomy places the organism in Eukaryota, Metazoa, Arthropoda, Branchiopoda, Diplostraca, Daphniidae. The record is from RefSeq and is a predicted model, not a curated record. The transcript is spliced from 7 exons. Gene Ontology annotation, biological process: synapse organization. The coding region runs from base 279 to 1385 and encodes 368 amino acids.